AUGCAAAUGGUAAAUCUUAAAGAGUAUCUUACGGUGUUUGUUAUACUUUUAGUGGACAAUGCACUGCAGGAGUCGAAAGCAAAGGAGACGGAACAUUUCUUUGAAAUUGACGACGAAUGGGUGGACGAGCAGGAGAAGCGCAUCUCAGACGCCAUGGCCAGCGAGGGGCUCGCCGAGGAAGAGCUCGCAGCUGUUCCUGUGUUUGUGGAUGGCGAGGGAGGUGCUUUUGUCGCGGCCGAGCUGAAGGAAAACGCGCAGAAGAGAGCCAAGGCCCGGUAUGAAGAAAAGAAAGAAGCAGGCUUAUGCAUUAGCUGCAAGGCGAAGCUCCCCGCUGACAGCGGACUGUUCAGAUGCACUGGCUGCAGAAGAAAAGAUGAAGUCAAGUAUCACCUCAGACAAGAAUACGGGCUGUGUACGCAAUGCGGAAAAGAGAAGCCUCCCGGCGAGACCCGCAGUGCGUGCGCGGAGUGUUGCUCCAAGUUCAACGCCCAAACAGAAGAGAAAAGGAGACUGAGAGCGCCUGGGAAAUGUAGCAUGUGCUGUACGCGGAACUGUGCGGUCAGGCCCGUGACCGCACAGGCAACAAGGGCCUGUACGCCUGCUGCGACGAGUGCCGUGCCUCACAGCUCGUCGCAAGCAAAAAGCGGCCACCAAGCGCGCAGCCCUCGGGAUCAAGCCACCGAAGCCGCAGAAGAAACCCGGCCAGUGCAGCAAUUGCAGCAAAGCUUGCGCUCAAAGGAAGAACGGCAAGUUGUACAGCCAAUGCAGCUCGUGCCGCGCCACCGGGGCCAAGAACCGAGCCCUACGCGCAGCCAAGCGAGAAGCGAGCGGCCUCCCUCGCUGCCCCCAGGUGAAGCAUGUGCCCGGCGAGUGCUCCAGAUGCCACAGCCCCACCGAGAAGAAGGAGGACGGCGCAUUCUACAGCUGCUGCAAGACGUGCCGUGUCUACGAAUGCAAGGCCUCCCGCGCUUCCUACCUGAAGCGGAAGAGCAUGAGGCCUGGCGCGGGCGCGGAGGGCGAUUUUACAUUUUGAGUACUUUAUGGCGUGUUUGAGUCUUUUCAAAAUCCCACAAAACUUCCGUU
This is a messenger RNA of Phytophthora sojae, 1083 nucleotides long. RefSeq lists its product as hypothetical. The record is from RefSeq and is a predicted model, not a curated record. The coding region runs from base 1 to 1053 and encodes 350 amino acids. Lineage: Eukaryota; Oomycota; Peronosporomycetes; Peronosporales; Peronosporaceae. The transcript has a single exon.